Columba livia (rock pigeon) is the source of this 3078-nucleotide messenger RNA. RefSeq names its product protein phosphatase, Mg2+/Mn2+ dependent 1J (gene PPM1J). Gene Ontology annotation, biological process: protein dephosphorylation. Bases 238 to 1713 code for a protein of 491 amino acids. The transcript has 10 exons. Lineage: Eukaryota; Metazoa; Chordata; Aves; Columbiformes; Columbidae. The record is from RefSeq and is a predicted model, not a curated record. Gene Ontology annotation, molecular function: protein serine/threonine phosphatase activity.
UUCCCCCCGGAGCUCCGGGCUGCGUUUGGGGUGACCCCUCUUAAGGGCUCUCCCUUCUUCUGGACUGGGAACCGGGUGGUUUGUGCACCGAAUAACUGCGGGGCGACACGCUGAGCUGCUCCUCCGACGGUUCCCCUGCCGCUUCCCUCCCCGUUCCCUACUCGGGGGGGAGCGGGGCGGACCGUGGGGCGGAGCGGCGGGCCCAGCCGGGUUGGGCUGGGCUUAGCUGGGCUGGUCAUGCUGCCGCGGGUGCGCGCCGCCGUGGCGCAGCUGGUGGCGGGGCUGGGAGCGGGGGCGGGCGGGCAGCCCCCCGCGGAGCCCCGGGACGGCGGGGACGGGGGGUCGCCGGUGGGGGCUUCCUUCUGCCGGCCGGCCUUCCUCCAGCUCACCCCCGACGAGCUCCGCCGCGCCGACGACCAGGCGGGCCGGGCGGUGCAGAGCCCCCGCGACGGCCGCCGCCGCUUGCCCUGGAGCACCGGCUACGCCGAGGUGAUAAAUGCGGGGAAGAGCCAGCACAAUGAGGAUCAGGCGUGCUGCGAGGUGGUGUUUGUGGAGAGGAGACCCAGCCCGAGGGGCCGGCUGCCGUCCAAGGAAGGCAGCGGGGAGCUGAAUGGGGACAGGAAGGGUUUUUAUUUCCACUACUGGGCCUUGUUUGAUGGCCACGCGGGCAGCGGCGCUGCUGUCAUGGCAUCCAAGAGGCUCCAUCUGCACAUCUGUGAGCAGCUCCGGGACCUCGUGGAUGUCCUGCAAGACCCCUCCCCACCUCCCAUCUGCCUCCCGCACAACACGGAGCCGAGCCGGGUGUCCCUUGCAGAGUAUGACGGGGAGGUCCCCAAUGAUGCUGCGCCACGGUUUCACCUGGAGAAAGCAGUUUCUCACGAGAGCCUGGUGAUUGGUGCCAUUGAGAAUGCCUUUAAGAACAUGGAUGACCAGAUCGAGCGGGAGCGGGUGUCCCAGCGCCUGGCUGGGGGCUGCUGUGCCCUGGCUGCCAUCUACCUCAUGGGCAAGUUCUACGUGGCCAACGCCGGUGACAGCAGGGCCAUUAUCAUCCGUAACGGGGAAAUCAUUCCAAUGUCCAGGGAGUUUACUCCAGAGACAGAGAGGCAGAGGCUGCAGUUUUUAGCGUUCCUGAAACCCGAGCUGCUGGGGAAGGAGUUCACCCACCUCGAGUUCCCCCGCAGGAUCCAGCCCAAGGAGCUGGGGAAGAAGAUGCUGUACAGAGACCAAAACAUGAAUGGCUGGGCUUACAAAAAGAUAGAAGAGGAUGACCUGAAGUUUCCACUUAUCUAUGGGGAAGGCAAAAAGGCUCGGGUGAUGGCCACGAUUGGGGUCACACGGGGCCUGGGAGACCAUGACCUCAAGGUGUUCAGCUCCAACAUCCACAUCAAGCCUUUCCUGUCCUGUUUCCCCGAGGUGAGGGUUUAUGACCUCACGCAGUACGAGCACUGCCCUGAUGAUGUUCUGGUCUUGGGGACCGAUGGGCUCUGGGAUGUCACCAAUGACAAGGAGGUGGCUGGUGCGGUGAUGGAGGUGCUGACAAGCUACGAGCCCAACGACCCAUGCAGGUACACCAUGGUGGCCCAGGAGCUGGUGAUGCGGUCCAGAGGGGUGCUGAAGGAGCGGGGCUGGCGACUGGCCAAUGACAAGCUGGGCUCUGGCGACGACAUUUCUGUCUUUGUGAUCCCUCUGGGUGGCCCAGGCAACUACACGUGAUGCCCAAAGACCCCAGGGCGGAGGGGCUCACCUUGCCUGGAUGGAGAGGAGCAGGACGCCGCUGCUGCCCUGGGGCCACCUCUCCUGUGAGCACUUGCUUCCUGAAAUGACUGUGAGAAGAGUAAGAAACCUGGAGCCUCUGUGCCCCUGCCUGGACCAUCCAUCUCUACCCGCUGCAUCCCAGCCCUGGGUGGAGAUGGAAAGGCAUCGACCAGAGAGCAGGGACUGAGUUUGAAGGGUGUUUUUUUUAUGCUGCCACAUUUUUCAUUGCUGUGAAAAGCCCCAAAUCUUUCCUGGCUUCUCGGUGUGUCCUUUGCACCUCAUCCCAGGCUUGGGUGUGCUGGUCCCAAGGAUGUGUGAUGGCCGUUGUGCUGGUGGGACACUGGCACCUGGAGAAAUGUGUCCUUUCUGCUGCAGUCAUCUCCCCCUGCCCUGUGACACUUGCACCAGUGACACUGGCCCCUCACACCUUGGUCCCAGCUGUGUACCUUGUUUUAGUCUGUGGUUUGGGGCAGCACUUGGUCACUGUGCACACCGAGAGCCCCUGGGCAGGAAUGAGCUAUUGCACUGGCUGUGCUACAGGUUCUUCCCCCACCCCUCUUCAUGCCUUGGAUCACUGCUGUGUUUCUGGAGCCAAUUAUUUAUUAUUAAGUGGAGAGCUGAGCUGGAAAAAUGUCUAAAUCCUUCCUUGGUGUGGGGAAUCUGUAUGAAUAUGUGUCUAUAUUUUUGAGCGGUUCUAAGUUGGCCACUGCCAAGCAGCAGUUGCACACAGAGCAGCCCUAUUCAGCCCAGCUUAACAGCUUAAAUGUGCUGCAUGGAUCUGCUUAGCUGAGGGCUGGAAACUCAGAAUAAAAGCAGCUUGGUUGUGACUGGGAGGGGUGGACAACUCUGUCCUUUUUCUUAAUACAGCUGGUGCUGAGCAGAGCUGUAGCAGCAGUUGAUGUCUGCACAGGAUCUUAUUUUGCAUCACACAUACCUCUGACCUGGAGGAUGCGUUUCCUGGACCUCUGCAGAGUGUUGAGCACUCCAAAAACAUGUAGGAUGGUCCCAUCCUGGCAGUGGGGUGGUGGGAAUUGCUGGGCUGUGGUCCCUUGUUUUGGAAAAGCUCUGUGGCACCCGCAGUUUGUGUCCUGUUGUCAGUGGGUGCAGCCAGCUCUUGUCAAGUGUCACCUCUGGUGAAUGUUGUUUGUCUCUUGUAAUCAGUGAGAUGUAAAUAAACUGGGUGUGUUUAAUGAGAAGUGAAAGUUAUCCAGCAAGAUUUUAACCUAUUGACAUCUGUGCUGAAGAGAACAGGGAGUGACACUGGGGCCAGGAGCCUGUCCUUGCAUAGCACAGUGUGUUUGAAUAAAGGUUUUGCCACUCGUG